CCGGCUGCCGCGGAGCCCUCCGAGUCCUAGCGCCUGACCCUGCGCGCCGCUGCGGCUGGCCGGACCGACCGCCUCGCCACAGGUUUUCUACAAAUGCCCAUACUAUCAUAGAUAAAUCAGUGAAUAUUAUAAAAUGGUUUGAUAUGGUUUGUAAUAAUCUAUUUGUGCCCAAUUUCUGGAACAAUGCAUAAGGAUUAAUUUAUUUUUGGAAAUCAAGUGCAAUAAUAAAAGGAAAAUAAACCACACAACAUUAUUGGAAGCCAUUUCUGCUAAUUUUAUUACAUUUUAAAAUUUAUGAUUUGAUUUGAAUACUAUCAUGGGAGGAGCUGUGAGUGCUGGGGAAGAUAACGAUGACUUAAUUGAUAAUUUAAAAGAAGCUCAGUAUAUCCGCACUGAAAGAGUGGAACAAGCCUUCAGAGCAAUUGAUCGUGGAGAUUACUAUUUGGAAGGCUACCGAGACAAUGCUUACAAAGACUUAGCCUGGAAACAUGGGAACAUACACUUGUCAGCACCUUGCAUUUAUUCUGAAGUUAUGGAAGCAUUGAAACUUCAACCAGGAUUGUCUUUUCUUAACCUGGGAAGUGGAACCGGAUAUUUAAGUACAAUGGUGGGCUUAAUUUUAGGUCCUUUUGGAAUAAAUCAUGGGAUUGAGCUUCAUUCAGAUGUGGUGGAAUAUGCCAAGGAAAAGCUGGAGAGCUUCAUCAAAAAUAGUGAUAGCUUUGAUAAAUUUGAGUUCUGUGAACCUGCAUUUGUGGUUGGUAAUUGCCUCCAGAUAGCAUCUGAUAGUCAUCAAUAUGAUCGAAUUUAUUGUGGAGCUGGAGUCCAGAAAGACCAUGAAAAUUACAUGAAAAUAUUACUAAAAGUUGGAGGCAUUCUAGUAAUGCCUAUAGAAGAUCAGUUAACACAAAUUAUGCGAACUGGACAAAACACUUGGGAAAGUAAAAAUAUCCUUGCUGUUUCAUUUGCUCCACUUGUGCAACCAAGUAAGAAUGAUAAUGGCAAACCAGAUUCUGUGGGACUCCCUCCUUGUGCUGUCAGGAAUCUGCAGGACUUGGCUCGUAUUUAUAUUCGACGCACACUUAGAAAUUUCAUAAAUGAUGAGAUGCAGGCCAAAGGGAUUCCUCAAAGGGCUGCACCCAAAAGGAAAAGAAAGAGAGUUAAACAGAGAAUUAAUACUUAUGUAUUUGUGGGUAAUCAGCUUAUUCCUCAGCCUCUAGACAGUGAAGAAGAUGAAAAGAUGGAAGAAGAUAACAAAGAAGAGGAAGAGAAAGAUCACAGUGAAGCCAUGAAGCCAGAGGAGCCACCUCAGAAUUUACUGAGAGAAAAAAUCAUGAAGCUGCCCCUACCUGAAUCUUUAAAAGCUUACUUGACAUAUUUUAGAGAAAAGUAACUUAGAUCAAGAAGAAAGAAUGCCUACUGAUAAUUCCUUUAGUCUUGAAAAUGUAGCAUUUGUUAGGAGUUAAAAGCAAGAAUUCUUUCAUCAGAGCAAUUAUAGUGGAAAAACUUAUAACUUAUUUCUGUUUUAGUAAUAAAAAUGAUGUAUUCAGUGAUUAAAAAGAAUCCCUUUUAUAAAAUCUAUUUUUCUUUAAAUCUUGGAAAAAUUGCUGUUUUAACUCAGAGUGACUUCAGGAGUGGAAUGCAACGAUAGUCAAGACUUUGUGUACUGUAAAUCUUUUUCUGAUUCGUUACAGAUUUGUAGUGAUUAGGGUUAGGUUUAAUUUUAUAUAAGGUUAAAAAAUUAUUAAGCUUAUGUAAUCUGAUUUGAAUUGCAGUUUGCAUUUCCUCUAUGAAAACUUUCUUAUCUAAUAAGGAAAUCAAAUGCUUUGUAGACCCACUUACUUUAUUUACAUUUGUUGCAAUCACUAUUGCUGAGUUGCUAUAGAUGUAUUCCGGGCAAUAUGAGUGCAAUAACAAUACAGAUAUUGAAUAAUUUAGCUUUAAAAAAAAAAAGCAAGUUUUAUGGACUGCAACAGCACUGCUACUUUUGCUUUUGAAUCUAUUGCCAAAAAACCUGGGGACAAUAUCUGCUUCUCUCAUAGAGAUUUUAAGAGCACAUCAAGUGACUAUUAAGGUAAAAAAUGUAUACACUUAAUACAGCCCUUAAUUUGUAUGGACCUUUACAUUUUCAGUAUUUAAAAAUAUUGAGGUUAUCAUACUCUGGAAUUUUAGAAGAUAGGUUUAGGAUUGUUUUUUCUAUAGUCCACUGUAAUAAAGUAUUAGGUUAAAAAAUCCAUUAUUCUGUGACUGUUGAUAGCAAAGACAGUGAAUGAAAUAAGCAUGCGUGAUGGCUACUUUGUUGGUGACUGCAUUUAGCAGGGUCAGUAUAGAGUUGGUCAGCAGGCGCACUUUAAAUGGAACUUUUAGUUCAUCUGAAUAUUUAUCUUUGACAAGAUAAGAUUGAACUAGCUGACAUUUGCUCUGAAAUUCAUCUUUGUAGAAUAAGAAAUACCUACAGAAUUGUACGUAGCUGCCUUUUGCUUUGAAAAUCUUGUUUGGAAUCAUAGUGUGAACUUUGGGACCUAUGUGUGCUCAUUUAACUUCUCAUGCUAUUUUUGUUUCUUUAGGUAAAAUAAUGAUUUUAAUUUUUUGCAUAAUAUCACUUACUUUAUCCACCAUUUUGAAUGUUAGUUGUGAUUUAUCAGUGAGAAAAUAGGUAAAUAAAUGCCAUUAUUUGCUUCUUUUCUUCCUAUUAGAGCCUAAAAAGUCAUUCCUUGUUAAAUAUACAAUGUAACAUAUAACUUAGUGUUACAUGUAUUAUAUAUUUUUUAAAAGGAAAAAUUUGAGAGUAUCACUUAUUACCACCAGCAUCACUCUUGCAGUAGUUGAUCAAAUAUGCUUAAGGAAAUCCUAUCAAUAUAUAACGGAAGGUUUGUUAAUCACUGCUAAAACUCAGUUAUUACCAAUACAUAGAUGGUUUAAAAAAUCUGAGCUCUUGUAUUUCCACACCUAAAAACAAAUUUUUGAAAUAUUCUAAAUAUGAAUCAUCCCAAGUAAAUGAGCAUAUUUUAGUAAUGUGAAAAAAAAUUUCAUAGAAGGUAUUUAUUUUAAGUUAGUGACUAGGGCUUGGGUUUUGGGGUUGUGGGUAUUUCCACACUUCUUACGUGGUUACUUAGCUGUUAUUGUUAAGAAAUGCCCCAUCACAUUUCUAUCAAAAAAAAUAUAUUCAUACAGUUGUGAUCUGUUAGAUAUGUUUAUUUUAUUUUGAAUUAAAUGUUAAAGCUUAAUCUUGAGUUCCUGAUGCCCAUAUAUUUUUCUCUAGAAAACAUAGGGAGCUUUCUCAUCUUAUUCUUGCCCCCAGCACACACCACUUGUUGUUGCAGCUGGUGUCCAACUAUGUAAACAUGUCUUCAUAAAUAAUUUUGCUAUUUACAAGAGAGUUUUGUUAAGGAUAUAUUUGAAGAUUGAUUUUUUUCAUACCAUCUUUCAUUCUCUUGACCUUAGCAAAGUGUACAAUAGAUUUCAUGAUCAUUGCAUAUUUUUGUUAUUGAAAUGUAUCUUUGUUUUUAAAUGCAUUCAUUUUACAUUGUGACUUUAUUAUUGACUUUAAAUAAAGAAGCAGAAAUAAAAAAAUGAAAAUUCAAAUUAAAGCCCUUUUUUCUAUUAAUUGUAGUAUGUUAGAAUGAUUAAGAAAUUUUGGGUUUGUGUUUAUAUUCUAAUGAAUUCAUGUUUACUUGAGUGUGGAUGAUUACGAUUUGUAGAUGAAGUAGCAAAUAAAGAUGAAAUAAAAUUAAAUGAAAAUGGUGAGGAAUGUAUUCAUGGAAUUUUUAAGCCAGAUAAAAAAAUACAAAUAAUUUAGUCUUUACUUUUGCAGUGAGAAAUUAGGCCUGGGGAGGUAGCAUAAUUUUCUUAAGUCAUUCAGCUAGUUGGAGACAACUUGAAAUAGCAUAUAGCAUCUAAUCCAAGAAAUGGUCAAUACCAAAAAGUACAAUACCAAAAAUACCAUAAUACCAAAAAAGUAAUUCACACUGUCUAUUCGUCAAUAUAAUUGGAUCUAGUGUUAAUAUAAAAAUUAGCAUUAAUUAAAAAAUUAGCAUAAACAUUAAAAUAUAACCUGUUAAAUCUGGUUUCCAACAGGAUAAAGUGAAGCAAAACUUGAUAAAAUAUGGGCAGACUUGGAAAAUUAUUUUAAAUAAACAUUGCAUAUGAUUAUGCAUCAUUCUCCAGUGGCCUGACUUUUCUUUUUCUCUUCAAAAAAAUCUCAUUACACUUGGGGAUACAUGCAGAGUUUAUGAGGUGCACUUGUCUAUUUUUGGACAUCUUGUUUCCUUUUGACUUUGCCAACUCUGAAGAGUGUGGACUUAAAAUUUAUAAAAUAUUCAGUAGAUCUAAAGGAUAUAAGAUACGCAAAGUACAAGGAAUAGUAAUUCUGUGUACCUGUAAGUACAUGUAUGUCCCUAUUACUAGGUUGGUUUGACCACCAUCAUUACUAAUACUUGUGUAUCCCUUCCCAUCUCAUCUUCAUUGCUUCCAUUUUAGGGAUAACCCUGUGUUUAUCAAGGCCUUGCUUUUUACCAUAAUUUUAUAACAUAUGCUUGGAUCUCUAUAAAUAACCUGAUGUCAAGGAACAGAUCAUCUAUAUUAUAUGUUAUGAUUUCAUAUUUUAUAUUGAAAUCUAACCCAUUUUGAAUUUUUUUGUAUGGUGGUAGUGGUAUGGUUUCGUGAGGUCUGUAUUUUCCUGUAUAAGCUUUCCUCUUAGCAACAAUUUUGCUGCAUCCUACAAAUUCUGGUAAUGUAACUUCUUUUCAUUUUUCCGCUGAUUCUAUGUAUGUGUAUAUUUUACACACAUAAAUGUGCACGUGUGUGUGUAUACACACUUUGAUGUCCAUCUUAGCUCAGUAGGUUUUCAUUAGUAUGUUUUUUAGUCUUCACAUAUUUUUGGUUUUCCCCUCUUUUGGUUGAUUUCUAGUUUCAAUACCAUUUGUUCUGAAAAGAUGCUUGAUGUGCUUUCACUCUUCAUAAAUUUAUUGAAACUUGUCUCAACAUAUGAUCUAUCCUUGAGAAUUUGCUAUAUUUGAGGAAAAAAGUAUAUUUUGUUGUUUGGGGGUCAAAUACUCUGUAAAUACUAAGUUCAUUAAAUCUAAUUUGUCAUUUAAGGUCAUUUUUACAUGUUGAUAAUCUGUCUAGGUGACCUAUUCAUUGAUAUAAGUUGUUUGUUAAAAUCUCUAUUAUUGCUUUGCUGUCAGUGACUCCCUUUAGAUCUGUUAAUGUUUGCUUUAUGUAUGUUGAUGCUGCUUUGUUGGGUGCAUUAAAAUGUGUUGGUGUGCUUAAAAAAAGAAUAUUGUGCGGUUCAGUGGUUGUAUCCUAUAAAUGUCAUUUG
Talpa occidentalis (Iberian mole) is the source of this 5317-nucleotide messenger RNA. It is a transcript of the gene PCMTD1, whose product is annotated as protein-L-isoaspartate (D-aspartate) O-methyltransferase domain containing 1. Gene Ontology annotation, biological process: protein modification process. The record is from RefSeq and is a predicted model, not a curated record. The transcript has 7 exons. Bases 317 to 1390 code for a protein of 357 amino acids. Gene Ontology annotation, molecular function: protein-L-isoaspartate (D-aspartate) O-methyltransferase activity. NCBI's taxonomy places the organism in Eukaryota, Metazoa, Chordata, Mammalia, Eulipotyphla, Talpidae. Gene Ontology annotation, cellular component: cytoplasm.